Triplophysa rosa is the source of this 3769-nucleotide messenger RNA. RefSeq names its product aryl hydrocarbon receptor 1a (gene ahr1a). Gene Ontology annotation, biological process: regulation of transcription by RNA polymerase II. Gene Ontology annotation, cellular component: nucleus; aryl hydrocarbon receptor complex. NCBI's taxonomy places the organism in Eukaryota, Metazoa, Chordata, Actinopteri, Cypriniformes, Nemacheilidae. The record is from RefSeq and is a predicted model, not a curated record. The transcript is spliced from 10 exons. Gene Ontology annotation, molecular function: nuclear receptor activity; transcription cis-regulatory region binding; protein dimerization activity. Bases 446 to 2860 code for a protein of 804 amino acids.
GGAGGGGCUCCGAGUCUGAUCCAGACUGUCACUGUUCUGCGCUUUCAAACUUACUACAGCCGUUAACCAGGACUAUCUGUUAGUAUUAGCAUAUGACAGCUGAUUAUAAAACUGUAAAAUGCGGUUGAGUGCUAGUUGAGUUUUAGAAAGUUAGACGCGACGCUAAUAUUAGACUGAUAGCUUGUCAUCAUUGUAGCCUAGCCAUGACAGACAGAGAUUAAAGACAGAGAUGUUUAUUUCUCUGUCUCAUGACAACCGCUGUGCUUUAACUGUCUCAGUGUGAGUGUUGAGUAAAACAGGUGACUGUUUCCGAUUUAAAGAGCGCUGUCGGGAAGUUGUUUAUUUACUUGAGUAUAAAACUAAUCUCUUACCCACGUCAGAUUAAGGUUAGCCUGCUAGCAGCGAGCAAAACUACUGUAACCACCAAUCUGUCUUUGUGGGAAUUAUGAGCUCCACUAAUGUUUAUGCAAGUCGCAAACGGAGGAAACCUGUGCCAAAAAGUGUGCAGCAGCCUCCCUCUGAAAGUGUCAAAACAAAUCCUUCCAAACGCCAUCGGGACCGCUUGAAUGGAGAGUUGGAGAGGUUGGCCAACGAGCUUCCCUUCCCGCAAGAGGUCAUAUCUAAGCUGGACAAACUCACCGUACUGAGGCUAAGUGUGAGCUAUCUGCGGGCCAAAAGUCACUUUAAUGUGACCCUGAACUCAAAGAGCUCCAGCCAGCCAACAAACAACACCAAAGUUCAGGAGCUGCCGGAAGGAGAGCUCUUGCUACAGGUUAUAAAUGGCUUUGUGUUGGCGGUCACCUCAAGUGGCACAAUCUUCUACACUUCCUCCACCGUUGCGGACUACUUGGGGUUUCAUCAGUCGGAUCUAAUCCAUCAGAGUGUUUAUGAGCUUGUUCACACUGAAGACCGGGCUGAGUUUCAGAAACAGCUCCACUGGGCGCUCAACCCCAGCUGCACCCCAGACGCUGGACAGCUAGUACAAGUUUCCCAUGAUGCACCACUGCCUCAGAUGCACUACAGUCCAGAGCAGUUACCACCAGAGAACUCCACGUUCCUUGAGCGAAAUUUUGUUUGCAGGCUAAGAUGUCUCCUGGAUAGCUCUUCUGGGUUUCUUGCCGUGAACUUUCAGGGGCGGAUGAAGUUCCUGUAUGGUCAGAGUGAGAAGACAGCCGAUGGAAAACCCAUCCCUUCUCAGCUGGCCCUGUUUGCUCUGGUCUGCCCUGUUCGGCCACCUUCCAUACUGGAGAUCGGCUUCAAAAGCUUCAUGUUCAGAACCAAACACAAGCUGGAUUUCACGCCCACUGCAUGUGAUGCAAAAGGGGAGAUUGUUCUGGGCUACACAGAGGCAGAGCUGUGCUACCGUGGCUCAGGUUAUCAGUUCAUUCAUGCGGCUGACAUGCUGUAUUGCGCCGAGAACCACAUGCGCAUGAUGAAGACGGGUGAAAGCGGCUUGACUGUUUUCAGGCUCCUGACUAAAUACAAUCACUGGCUUUGGGUCCAGGCCAACGCCAGGCUUAUCUACAAAAACGGGCAACCAGAUUGCAUCAUCGCCUCUCAGAGAGCGAUCACGGACGAGGAGGGUGAGGAGAACCUGAGAAAGCGCACUAUGAUGCUCCCCUUCAGCUUUACCACAGGUGAGGCUGUUCUUUACGAAACGAACCUGCCCAGAUCCCUAAGCAACAACACACCUUCUGAUCCCAGAGCUCCCGGUGACACCGAUCGACCGAAAACUCUAGAUCCUGACUCCCUGCUGGGCUCCAUGCUGAGGCAAGAUGAGUCUAUAUAUGUGUGCCCUGCAGGUUCAGAUAAAACAUUACCCUCCAUACACUGCAUAGGGACGAAUGAUCUGUGUGGCAUCUCUCCGAGUGUUCUCUCACCAUCUGAGAGCUCUCUAUUUAGACGGCAGCCAAUCAUGAGGUCCGGAGGAGAUGACAGCUGUGACAUACUGAGCUUCAUGGGGAGUUUAGGGAUCAGCCCUGAUGAUCUGAAGCUCCUUCAGCAAGAUAAACUGUUCCUUAGCAUUGACCUUGAUGGUGGCAACAACACAGCGGACCUCACAGACAGGGUCUUGUCUUACGUCCAGCACUCUCUCAGGAAUAAGACCGAUCGUACACUGUCCAGUGAUGUUCGAGGGAACCUGAACCCUACCUUACAGAAGGCACCUCUGUUCUCUUCAGAGGAUCAGCGACUAUAUUCCAUAAGUGAUUCUCACACAAUUUCUCAGGAACAACAGAUGUCCUUCAUAAUGGACACCCAGGGAAUACAGGAACAUCAAAAUAAUCCUCACGCAUCUCAUCCAUAUGAUGGGACGGAAGUCACACAAUGUCAGCUUUCACACAUAACUGUCCAAAAACAACAGGUUCGGAUCAUGAACCAGCAGUGCCAUACAGCUCUCAUGGACAACCAGCAACUUCCAAACCUUCCACCUCUUCAGGUGCGCAACGCUUUCGGAAAUGCUCAGGUUUGUAAAAACAUCCCACAUGUUCCAGACAGCGACAGCCAGCAGGUUCCUCCUCUCUUCCAGCCAGAGCUUCAGCAGUCUGGAUGCUUUUACCUGGAGACGUCUCCUCUAGAAAUGAAGAACUCUUACAGAAACCAUCUCAACACUGUAUCCAUCAGUUGCUCCCAGGAGCUCUCCUCACCUUACAUUACUGCAGGUGAUGCAGACGUGAGUGCAUUUACUGCUCAGGACCUCGAAGAGCUGCUUAGCAGCCUGGACGAAGGAGGUAUGGACAGGAACGGGCAACUGGGACAGAAUGUAGGAAUGGGGAUCAGAGCGGAAUGUAGCGCGACACAUCUAGCACAGCAUCAGAAUAACAGGCCUCAUCCCAACCUGUCUUUAGGAGGAUACUUGUGACUGCUUAGCUCAAGGUCUGGGUGAAACUUCAUACCUGGCAGAGGUGCACCGAGUCUGGAUGGUAAGUGAUCACAUCCAGGAAAACCAUUUAAAUGCGGGAAAGGCAGAAAUUAGGAAAAGCAAGGGUGAAAAUGGAUGAAAAGGCUCCAAAGGUCAGCUGUUAUAAAGAUUGAAGAUUGAGGAUUGGAGUUGUAUGUUGUGGCUGGAUAUGAUGACUUAAAUGAAUGAAGAACCCAUUUGUUGAGUGGCUUCCCUGACAUGUGAUUAAAUCUUUCAUUGUGCUUUGAUAAACGUCUCUUUAAAUGAUGAUUUGAAAAAAAAAUUACACAAUCGUUUUUCUCAAAUUAUUUGAAUAAUUUAAUUUUUGGAAAAAUAUUUUUGUAGUAUUUGGCAGCGUUUCGGAAUAUUCACGGAUAUUCCCUAUGUAUGGUGUUUAGCUAGUACUCAUGAAGAACCUGUGUACAUCCUUCUGGACUGUCAUUUGUAAAGUUAUUGUUUUCUGAUCUUUUGUACUUUUAAUGAAGCUGUUAAAGACAAUCGGACAAAUGUAGCACUUGUAAAGAUGUCUGUAUAAACAGAUUUGAUUAAGUGUGGCUUGCAACCAAAGAGAAGAUUGGUUCAUAGGAAGCACGGACUUUGGCCAAACCGCAAAUCAAGCUUUGUUUGGUUUUCUGCUGAAAUGUUAAAAAGCACUGUUGAUAAAUGAGAAAUCCAGAUUCUGUGUAUUUUGUUGGAUGACCAAAUUUGGACGAUCAUAUUCCUUACUAUUUAUAUAAUUCUUCUUGAUCAAGCUACUGUUUUUAUUUACUGUACAGUAUAUACUUUAUAAAAUGCAUUUAUAUAUGUGUAGAUUGAGCUUGUUUUUCUUAUUAGUUUGUAGUUUGUGGGCUCUGUAAUUUUUUAAUUACU